Phragmites australis (common reed) is the source of this 3203-nucleotide messenger RNA. RefSeq lists its product as uncharacterized. The record is from RefSeq and is a predicted model, not a curated record. The transcript is spliced from 11 exons. The coding region runs from base 237 to 2717 and encodes 826 amino acids. Lineage: Eukaryota; Viridiplantae; Streptophyta; Magnoliopsida; Poales; Poaceae.
CCGCUCCUGGCCCCACGUACAGAGCAGGGAAAGGGAGGAUCGUCUCCAACGCAUCGCCGCCGGGCACAACGCCGCGGGUGACCCCUCCUGUCUCUCUCUCUCUCUCCCCCCGUCUGCCGCCGGAUCGGAUCCUCCACCGCCGCUCCUCUCUGGGGCUAGUGGGGGCGGAGAUCCGUCCAGGCGAGGUCUGUUCUGGUCUGGUCCCCUCUCGUGCUGGAAUUUGAGCAGUUGUAUCAAUGAAUUUCCUCUACCGUACCGCGCAGCCUGCGGCACCCGAGCUGCCACGAAUUCCAGAGCAAGAUCACCACAAGGAUGCCUUGCAAAAGCCAUCUACGACACUGGAGGGUCUCAUCGCUGAAGAUCCGUACCAGCCCUCAUCCGCCCGCAGCGAAGACGGAGCGGCUAAUAAUGGACCUGGGGAUAUCGGUGGGGAUCCUGCAUCUCUAGAUUCGAAAAGUUCGAUCCUGCCGGGGACACAUACUGAUGUUGUGGAAGAUGAUGGAUGGAUUACAGUUCCAUACAAAGCGCUUCCUGAAAAUUGGAAUGAUGUUUCAGAAAUGGCAGAGUUGCAGCAUCUGGAUCGCUCCUUCCUUUUUCCUGGCGAGCAGGUUCAUAUACUGGCAUGCCUGUCAGCUUCUAAGCAAGAUAUACAGGUUAUAUCCCCUUUCAGAGUUGCUGCAUUGAUGUCUAAGAAUGGAAAUUCUUUGGAACACUGCACAAAUAAAUCUGGUCCUGUCAGUUCAAAUGGCCAUGAUAAUGGAACAAGUGGAAAAAAUUGCUGUCAGGAUAUGGAGAAUAAUAGGCAGAGUGUUGAACUCAAUGGUCAAGCGGCUCCUUCGAAACAUGGUAUUUUGGAGACUCAGUCUCUCCUUCAAAGGGAAGAUCAUAAACAGCAAAUAGAACAUAUUUUGCGAAGAUUCAGAGAAUCCAAUUUUUUUGUAAGGAUUGCGGAGUCGGAUGAACCUCUCUGGUCCAAGAAAAGAGUAUCUGCAAGUAAGAUGCUAGACGGAUGGCAUUAUUCAGAUAGCCAGGGAAAUAAUAAGGCAUCAAGGAAUACUGUCUAUAAUACCAUUUCUGAUAAAGGGAUUUUCGAUGGUACCACAUCUGGAGGAGUUGCUCGAGAUACUGUGAAGUGCUAUCCUCUGCAGAAUGGAGACAUAGUGGUUGUUUUGCAAGUGAAUGUAGGUGUUAACAAAUUGGAAGAUCCAGUGCUUGAAGUUCUUCAGUUUGAGAAAUGUAUAUCAAGCAAUUACAUGCCUCAGUAUCUUGUGGAUGAACUUUCUGAUAGUAAUGAUGAUCCAUGUCGGGAGCUUCUUAGUUGGUUGCUCCCUUUGGAUCGCACAUUACCACCUCGUUCCUUAUCACCCCCCACUCUCAAUCCAAGUGUAUCACACAAGCAGUCUUAUUCUGCUCCUGGGUCUCAAAUAUUUAACUUCCGAAGCUACUCCAUGCCUUCAUCCUCCUCUGUUCAGCCACCCAACAGCAUAAGACCACCGCCAAUAUCUGAAAGUCAAGAAUUUAUGCCCGAAAAUCCUGCAAAAACCCCUGAUACUAUAAAUGAUGGGCAACUUUCAUUUAGAGGAGUUCCUUUGGAACCUGAACGAUAUUCUGUACGUUGUGGUCUAGAAGGGGUGUAUCUACCGGGAAAAAGAUGGCGGAGAAAAGUUGAAAUCAUUCAACCAAUUGAGGUUCAUUCUUUUGCUGCAAAAUGUACUGUGGAAAAUCUUCUGUGUGUUAUAGUAAAGAACAUUGCUCCAGCUCAUGCAAAAGAUAUAGUUGUAUUCAUUGAUGCUAUUACUAUCGUAUUUGAGGAGGCAUCCAAAGGAGGUGCUCCUUUGUCACUACCAAUUGCCAGUAUUGAGGUUGGGCAUGGUCACAGUUUACCAAAUCUUGCACUUAGGAGUGGCGAGGAGCACUCUUUUAUUCUCAAGCCAGCAACUAUGUCCUCAAGGGAUCGAAGAACCAACAGUGAUGCACCUAUGGCUUUGUCACUCCCAACGAUGACUGGAGCUACUUUAAAUACUCAUACGCCAAGGGUUGCUGAGCCUUAUGUUGCUCCUAGUGACCAGUAUGCUGUACUUGUAUCUUAUCGCUGCAAUUACUCAGAAUCGAAACUUUUUUUCAAGCAGGCCACAAGUUGGCAACCCUGUGCGGCUAGUGAUCUUAUGAUCUCUGUGUCAUCUGAACUGUCUUUACGAAAUCCUAGUCUGAGCGCUCGAGUUCCUCAACUCCCUGUGCAGGUAUUAACCCUCGAAGCUACGAAUAUGACAUCCGAAAACCUUACGUUAACUGUCCUCGCUUCAGAAGCAUCUGGUUCUUCUUCAGUUGUAUCCUUGAACUCAGCUCCAACCACACCAAAUAACCCUUAUGAUGGUCUUAAUGAGUCAGCAAAAAAAUCUGGUUUGGGUAAACAUCGAAUUGGCUUUCGAAGAUUGAAUUCUGUCCUAGCUGGGUCUCCAAAAGAAAGUGACAGUGGAGGAAAUAGAAUGAGUACUGCUUCAGGCUGUACUCAUCUGUGGUUGCAGAGUGCAGUGCCCCUGGGGUGUGUACCGGCACGUUCAAGCACCACUGUCAAACUUGAGCUACUUCCAUUAACAGAUGGCAUCAUUACACUUGAUACACUUCAAAUAACUGCAAAGGAGAGAGGCCUUACAUACAUACCGGAGCGGUCCUUGGAGAUACAUGCUACUUCUGGCAUUUCAACAGGAAGGUCAUAGGGUAGGAGAGAACCAAGUGCUGUAUGAUUCUGUAUAUUGUGGUCUGGGACAACCCCUUCAAAGAGCGUGAGACUACUGGGCCAAGUAUGUUCUUGGGUCAUUUGUAUCGGAUUUGGACAUAGACGCUCGUACAGCACAAUCUCGGAGCCAAAAUAACACCAGUAUAUCAGGAGAAUGGUCGCUGCUGUUGGUGAAGAAACAAACAAAAUACUUUUGUGUAUCAUAAUUAGGUUCUCAUAACCAUUCAUAGGUGGCCCCCUGAGCUACACAGGCUUAUGAAACUUGUAAUGUUGUGUUCCAUAGUUUUGAUUACUAUUUUUGUGGUGCUCAUUUUUUGUUGCGUGUAAAACCUUUUCUUUGAUUUCUUAUUGUCGGGCAGAUUUAUCAUGUGUGGGCUCUUACCAAAAUGUACUGUAAAGGGUUAAACAUGUUGAUACCUUGUUCAUUUCCAUAGUAACUCUAGUCAAUUAAUCAUGGUUGCUGAUC